Aspergillus affinis is the source of this 927-nucleotide messenger RNA. Its product is annotated as telomere maintenance SDE2 family protein. The record is from RefSeq and is a predicted model, not a curated record. Gene Ontology annotation, cellular component: nucleus. The transcript has a single exon. Bases 1 to 927 code for a protein of 308 amino acids. NCBI's taxonomy places the organism in Eukaryota, Fungi, Ascomycota, Eurotiomycetes, Eurotiales, Aspergillaceae.
AUGGCAUCAUCUAACAUCAACAUCCUACUCACGUCCUUCCCUGGACUGUCGCUCCCUUCGACACUCUCCUUCUCACUCACCUCCACCUCUACCAUCGCCGAUCUUGCCGACAAGAUCUCUUCAUACAUCCCAACCUCCGUCCCAUUCCAGUCACUCGUCUUAACAACCACCAGCAACAAACAACUCGACCCCUUCUCGCAGAGCCUCGUCUCGACUCUACUCGCCUCAAAUGGCGCCACCUACAUGGCAUCGAACCUCCUACCUCUCCGUCUCUCAGUCCCGCUAUGUGGUGGAAAGGGUGGUUUCGGGUCUCAGCUUCGUGCAGCUGGAGGGCGCAUGUCCAGUAAGCGAAAGCGCAACCAAGGCGACGACAACGGAUCCAGCCGAAACCUCGACGGCCGGCGUCUCCGCACCGUCAACGAGGCCAAAGCGCUGGCCGAAUACCUCGCCGUGAAGCCGGAGAUGGAUCGCAAGGAGAAGGAGGAGCGCCGACGUCGAUGGCAGUCGGUCCUGGACAUGGCGGAAAAGCGUCAGGAGGAAUUGAAGAACGGGGGCGGCAAACAGAAGGUCGACGGCCAGUGGAUGGAGGAUAAGGAGGAGAUGAAUGAGAGGGCUAGAGAUGCUGUGUUGGUCGCCAUGAAGAACGGGGACUGGUCGGAUAACCUGCGCGAUAAUAUCCUGGGUGGCUCUAGCACGAGUGCGAGCCCCAGCGACGGCAGUGGUCAGGAAACCCCCAGUGGCAGUGACUCGGACGAGGAGAGUGAUGAGGAGAUGGAGGGGAAUGGCGCUCCGGGACCAUCUGCGCCUGCUCAGAAAGCAGCUCCUCGGAAGUUCAUUGGAUUUGAUGACGACGAGUUUAUGAGUGACUCGGAAGAGGAGGAAGACCAGCCUGAGGACUCCAAGGGCAAGGGAAAAGCAAAGGCUUAA